Molecule: messenger RNA, 1166 nt
Organism: Larimichthys crocea (large yellow croaker)
Lineage: Eukaryota; Metazoa; Chordata; Actinopteri; Sciaenidae
Gene: rpp30
Product: ribonuclease P/MRP 30 subunit
Exons: 12
Coding region: 185-997 (270 amino acids)
Biological process (GO): translation; tRNA processing
Cellular component (GO): nucleolar ribonuclease P complex; ribosome
Molecular function (GO): structural constituent of ribosome; RNA binding
Source: RefSeq, a predicted model, not a curated record
UGUCUGUCUGUGUGUGUGUGUGUGUGUGUGUGUGUGUGUGUGUGUGUCUCACUCAGCUCAGUGUGUCGUUCAGGAGUCUGACCGGAAACACGUGACUUAUAGACGUUGUUCUUCUUCUGUGGUGGUUACGCAGCAGUCCUUCCGCCUCCUGCCGUUCGGCUCCACGUGCGCACACAGCACCGACAUGUCUGUGUUUAUGGACCUGAACCUGACCCACACGACCGACCAGAACCGGCUCCAGGCUCUAAUAGAGACCGCCGCUCACCUCGGUUACUCGGCGGUCGCUGUGAACUACGUGUUCGAACCCAUGGCUAAAAAGAAACAGGAGAUUCCCUCCCCAACGCCGAUCAAUGAGCUGAUCGAUCAGCUCCCCAUCAUACAGGGUCGCUCUCGUCCAAUCAGAGUGCUGAACAGACUGACCGUGGUGAUGUCAGACUCCGGUCACUUUAGGCCGAACGCCGCAGAGUAUCGCUGCUUCGACCUGCUCGCCGUACAGCCGACCACCGAGAAACUCUUCCACGCGGCCUGCAUGAUGUUCGACGUCGACAUCAUCAGCAUCUCCGUGACAGAGAAACUCCCGUUCUUCUUCAAGAGAGCGCCGGUCAACGCUGUAGACAGAGGUGUUGUGUUCGAGGUCUCGUACUCUGCGGCCAUCAGAGACUCCACCAUGAGGCGCUACACCAUCGCGAACGCCGUCUCCCUGAUGGACAGCUGUAAGGGGAAGAAUGUGAUCCUGUCGAGCGCCGCUGAGAAGCCUCUAGAGCUCAGAGGACCUUAUGACAUCACCAACCUAGCUUUGUUGUUCGGUUUGUCAGACGGAGACGCCAAAGAAGCCGUCUCCACCACCUGUCGCUCUGUCGUCCUCCACGCAGAAACCAGGAAGACGGCGUCGGGGAUCAUCUACACUACGAAGAGUGGCAGCGAGCAGCAGGAAGCUCCGCCCACAGAGGGUGACGCUCCUGCAGCCAAGAGAGCCAGACCUCACCUGACCGAGUGAUUGACAGCUGAUGAGGCCGGGACCAUGAGAGGGAGGAGUCAGUGAUGUCACACUUUGUUUGUAAAAAAAAGUUUUUCGAAAAACAGAUUUCAGUCAAGGAUUUUAUUUUGAAAUCAGUAGAAACAGGAAAUGAUGUCAUCAAAAAGAGAUUAAUAAAAAAAUAUAAAAA